Hippopotamus amphibius kiboko is the source of this 18106-nucleotide messenger RNA. RefSeq names its product RNA binding motif protein 15 (gene RBM15). The transcript is spliced from 3 exons. Gene Ontology annotation, cellular component: nucleus. Gene Ontology annotation, biological process: regulation of alternative mRNA splicing, via spliceosome. Lineage: Eukaryota; Metazoa; Chordata; Mammalia; Artiodactyla; Hippopotamidae. The record is from RefSeq and is a predicted model, not a curated record. The coding region runs from base 1 to 2889 and encodes 962 amino acids. Gene Ontology annotation, molecular function: mRNA binding.
AUGAGGGCUGCGGGGCGGGACCCUCUGCCGCGACGGAGUCCAAGAUGGCGGCGUGCGGUUCCGCUGUGUGAAACGAGCGCGGGGCGGCGGGUUAACCAGUUCCGCGGAGAAGACCUCCGACGACCCGCUACAAUGAAGGGAAAAGAGCGCUCCCCAGUCAAGCCGAAACGCUCCCGUGGUGGUGAGGACUCGACUUCCCGCGGGGAGCGGAGCAAGAAGUUAGGGGGCUCUGGUGGCAGCAAUGGGAGCAGCAGCGGAAAGACCGACAGCGGCGGCGGGUCGCGGCGCAGCCUUCAUCUGGACAAGUCCAGCAGCCGAGGUGGUAGCCGCGAGUACGACACCGGUGGGGGCAGCUCCAGUAGCCGCUUGCAUAGUUACAGCUCCCCAAGCACCAAAAAUUCCUCGGGCGGGGGCGAGUCGCGCAGCAGCUCCCGGGGUGGAGGCGGGGAGUCACGUUCCUCUGGGGCCGCCUCUUCAGCUCCUGGCGGCGGGGACGGCGGGGAAUACAAGACGCUGAAGAUAAGCGAGUUGGGGUCCCAGUUGAGUGACGAAGCGGUGGAGGACGGGCUGUUUCACGAGUUCAAACGCUUCGGUGAUGUAAGUGUCAAAAUCAGUCAUCUCUCGGGUUCUGGCAGCGGGGAUGAGCGAGUCGCCUUUGUGAACUUCCGGCGGCCAGAGGACGCGCGGGCGGCCAAGCAUGCCAGAGGCCGCCUGGUGCUCUAUGACCGACCCCUGAAGAUAGAAGCUGUGUAUGUGAGCCGGCGCCGCAGCCGCUCCCCUUUAGACAAAGAUUCUUAUCCUCCAUCAGCCAGUGUGGUCGGGUCCUCUGUAGGUGGUCACCGGCACCCCCCUGGAGGAGGUGGUGGAGGCCAGAGAUCACUUUCCCCUGGUGGCGCAGCCUUGGGAUACAGAGACUACCGGUUGCAGCAGUUGGCUCUUGGCCGCCUGCCCCCUCCACCUCCGCCACCAUUGCCCCGAGACCUGGAGAGGGAGCGAGACUACUCGUUCUAUGAGAGAGUGCGCCCAGCCUACAGUCUUGAGCCAAGGGUGGGAGCUGGAGCAGGUGCUGCUCCUUUCAGAGAGGUGGAUGAGAUCUCACCCGAGGAUGAUCAGCGCGCUAACCGGACGCUUUUCUUGGGCAACCUAGACAUCACUGUGACAGAGAGUGAUCUGAGAAGGGCUUUUGACCGUUUCGGAGUCAUCACAGAAGUAGAUAUCAAGAGGCCUUCUCGGGGCCAGACCAGUACCUAUGGCUUUCUCAAAUUUGAGAACCUAGAUAUGUCUCACCGGGCCAAACUAGCAAUGUCUGGCAAAAUUAUAAUUCGGAAUCCUAUCAAAAUUGGUUAUGGCAAAGCUACACCCACCACCCGCCUCUGGGUAGGUGGCCUGGGUCCUUGGGUGCCCCUUGCUGCCCUGGCACGGGAGUUUGACCGAUUUGGCACCAUACGCACCAUUGACUACCGCAAAGGUGAUAGUUGGGCAUAUAUCCAAUAUGAAAGCCUGGAUGCAGCUCAUGCUGCCUGGACCCAUAUGCGGGGCUUCCCACUUGGUGGCCCAGAUCGUCGCCUUAGAGUAGACUUUGCAGACACAGAACAUCGUUACCAGCAGCAGUAUUUGCAGCCUCUGCCCUUAACUCAUUAUGAACUGGUGACAGAUGCUUUUGGACACCGGGCACCUGACCCUUUGAGGGGUGCUCGGGAUAGGACACCACCCUUACUAUACAGAGAUCGUGAUAGGGAUCUUUAUCCUGACUCUGAUUGGGUGCCACCCCCGCCCCCAGUCCGUGAACGCAGCACUCGGACUGCAGCUACUGCUGUGCCUGCUUAUGAGCCACUGGAUAGCCUGGAUCGCAGGCGGGAUGGCUGGUCCUUGGACCGGGACAGAGGUGAUCGAGAUCUGCCCAGCAGCAGAGACCAACCUAGGAAGCGAAGGCUGCCUGAGGAGAGUGGGGGACGGCAUCUGGAUAGGUCCCCAGAGAGUGACCGUCCACGGAAACGUCAUUGCGCGCCUUCUCCUGACCGCAGUCCAGAAUUGAGCAGUAGCCGGGAUCGCUACAACAGCGACAAUGAUCGAUCUUCCCGUCUUCUCUUGGAAAGGCCCUCUCCAAUCAGAGACCGACGAGGUAGUUUGGAGAAGAGCCAGGGUGACAAGCGAGACCGUAAAAACUCUGCAUCAGCUGAACGGGAUAGGAAGCACCGGACAGCUGCUUCCACUGAGGGAAAAAGCCCUCUGAAAAAAGAAGACCGGUCCGAUGGGAGUGCACCCAGCACCAGCACUGCUUCAUCGAAGCUGAAGUCCCCUUCCCAGAAACAGGAUGGUGGGACAGCCCCUGCAGCGGCAGCCUCUCCCAAACUCUGUUUGGCCUGGCAGGGCAUGCUUCUGUUGAAGAACAGCAACUUUCCUUCCAACAUGCAUCUGUUGCAGGGUGAUCUCCAGGUGGCUAGCAGUCUUCUUGUGGAGGGCUCAACUGGAGGCAAAGUGGCCCAGCUCAAGAUCACUCAGCGUCUUCGUUUGGACCAGCCCAAGUUGGAUGAAGUAACUCGACGCAUCAAAGUGGCAGGGCCCAAUGGUUAUGCUAUUCUUCUGGCUGUGCCUGGAAGUUCUGAUAGCAGGUCCUCCUCUUCCUCAGCCACAUCAGACACUGCCACCUCUACUCAGAGGCCACUUAGGAACCUCGUGUCCUAUUUAAAGCAAAAGCAGGCCGCUGGGGUGAUCAGCCUCCCUGUGGGGGGCAACAAAGACAAGGAAAACACCGGAGUCCUUCAUGCCUUCCCACCCUGUGAGUUCUCCCAGCAGUUCCUGGAUUCCCCUGCCAAGGCACUGGCCAAAUCUGAAGAAGAUUACCUGGUCAUGAUCAUUGUCCGUGCAAAACUGGUGAACAACGGAUGAAGAUACGGAAUUCAAAGCUCUAAUGGACCUUUUUGAAGAGAAGUUGUGGCUUAUGUGGAGUUUACAUGGGCCUCUUGAUGGAAGAAAGCUAAUCUGUUUAGUAUUUGUGCAUUUUACUAAAAUGGCAGCUUAAAGUUGUGUAUCUGCUAUUGUGAUGCCAAUGCCGGUGUUUUAAGUGGAAAAAAAAUGACCUUGCUUUGUGCUGUGUACACAAGAUUUCUGGAAAAGAAAAACCCUUUUUAUGGCUCACACAGCUUAAAAGUAGCUGUCACUCAAACGUGCGCUCACAGUUGAGCUGCUUUUGUUUUAUUCUAAAUAAAUUGUUUCUUUUGAGGAAAAUGUUUUUCUGCCUGGAAGUGAAUUGACGGCAAACCUUUGACCCCUUUGUUUGCAGCUGAGGGGGUACUUGCUGCUGCUCAGAUCUUGUAUGUCUUGAGCAAGAAGCAGGGAGACCAUCAUUUUGACUAUCACAGUGUGUCAAUUCUGAAGGAUCACUAGUGUUACUGUGACCCCCUUUGUUUGCAGUGAAGGGGAUCCUUUGCUUCUCAGUCCUCAAGUUGAUGAGGAAAUGGUGCUGUUUGCUGGCACGCAAGAAGCCGGGGCAAGCACCGUAAGCCUCACCACAGUGCACGAGUCGGGGGCUUUGCUGGUUUGAAGAGCCGGAGUUGCUGAAAUUUAAGUUUUGAUUUAUUUUGUUCACCCAUCACGUUUGGCCUUAGUUUCAUUUUUAAUUUGAAGAAAAGUUUGAAAUUGCUUUAUCUUGCACUUAACAUUUGCACCAAAUUGCCAAAAGAAGGAGAAAUGCUCCGCUUGCUUUUUAAAUGUUAAUGAUGAUGUUAAUAAAGCCUUUCCUGACACAUUUGAGGAGCUCCUCCAUCUUCAGGGGCUUCUUACCAGAGUUAUGCAGUGAUGGGUUUAGUUCUGAAUGGAUGAAGAGUUCCUGAGAGCUAGCGUUUGUAAUUAGAACCGUUACUUGGUAUCUGUGCCUUAUUUGACCUGUGGUUCCACAUGCCUUGGAUGUGCAUGCACCGUGACGGUUUCAUAGGUACGAACGCACACUCAGGCCCAGUCACUUCGGUUGGUAGUACAGAUUGUGAGGAAAAAAUGGAGGCAUCCUUAAGGAGGAAAAAGUGUUUGCCUUUAGUUCCUGCAUUAUCCUGUACAGGGGCUCCUGAGCUUUGGAAGCUGUUUCCAGUACAGGAGAACAACUCCCCUGUUUGCAGCAGGAGACUUCGGUGCACAGUGACAACGCUGGAGUUCAAGAGGAAGCCAGCAGUGCUGCACCAUUGGCUUCAGACACCAUUGUUGUUUGCCAGUUUUAAACUUAACUAGUUGCAGACGAAGACCACCUUGAAAUGCAGGCUUGUUGGGCUUGUUUUGAAUUUUAACCUCGGAUGGAAGAGCCCUAGUGCUGUCUGUCUCCAUGCGGGAUGAUGAUUACUUAGGCAACAGGUGAUUAUCAACAAAGGAUGCCACGCUUAUACUCUGCAAGGUGGUGUUCCAGUGGCAAACAGCUGUAUAAACUCUUGUAAACAGGAACUACUGACAAUCAAAAACCUAUAGCCGACUUUGGGAUAUGGCUUUAUUAUUCAGCAACUAAAAGAUGAGUUCUAAUUGGCAGACUUCUGGCAUUGGCACUUGUCCUUCUGUUUCUGUAGAAACUGGGUUGGAAGUCAGAGCUGCACAAAGGGAAAGGGUAAGUUUCUUUUAAACUCCAUAUUUAUAAACCCAUAUCUUAUUAACUGUGGCGUGGUAUCAGUUUUCACAUAUGGAUAUAAACAUUAGUGAACUAAAACUCAAAUAUGAACUACUGAUUUUUACUUGAGUGGAAACUGACAUCAAGUCAUUAAAUGUAAUAGGAGGGUUUAAAUAUGGAUUUAUUUUUCUCGUGACUCUGACUUCACGUAUCUUGAAGCAGUGAACUCAGUAUGAUAAUUGUCACUUUCAGUUAUGUCUAAUUUUGGGGUGUUGCUUUUUCUCCUCUUAGAUCUUACUCUAUCGUACUUUUCUGGUAAGUGAAAAUUGGGGUAUAAAAUAUGUGCAGAGGACAUUUAAAAAGUCUGCAUGAGUUAUAAGUCUCUUCUGGGGCAAAGUCUGAUUCUUUCCAUUAUAAAACAAGUACUGUACUACUGACUGGUUUUUUAGCUUCUCUCCUCUCUUAGCCAAGCAGGAUGAGGUCGUCUUUUGGGCAUAUGCAUAUGUUCUCAUCCAGGCAGACUACCCAUUAAUCGUAGACCCUAAGACACCUGCCAGUUGGUGAGUCUUCUUAUUACUAUGGCUUCAGAGGACUGUGCUGCACAGCUGGGGCAUUUAGGCUUGAAAUGGUUUAAUCAAGUGUAGUAAACUCCUCUGAUCUACAGGUUGGUGUUUAUAUAAAUAAUUUAUACUGGACUGACUAGCUUUGGGAUAUUGAAGAAAGGUAAUACUAGCUCUUGUUCUUUAAAAAUUAUCUAUCAUUUCCUUGGUCCUGAAAUACUGCUCUUAAGGGAUAGAUUUCUCUUUUCCUUGCUGAAAGAAUGUUGAUGUUGGUUAACACCAACCAAAGAGUGGGACAUCUUGGCUUUAUUUUGGCCCAAAUUAUCAGUUUUAUAAAAAUAAUAUAAAAGUGAAAGUUGAAAUUUUUUAAUUAGGGAAAGUUAAUUCAGUUUGUAAAAUUUCACUUCACAAGUCUUUGGUCAGUUAAUGCUUGAAAGUGAAUUUUCAUUAAAAAUAUAUGCCUCUGUUCCUUAAGUACUACUAUUCAUUUCUGUUUGCUCACUGGAGCUUGAAUGAUAUAAAAAUAAAUUGAAUUUGUGAUUCUUGGUAAACAUAGCUAGGAAGAACUUUAGUUUCUAGCUGCAUGCUGUCACGUAUCCAGAUAUCCAGAUGUGUUUUUACUCCUUAGUAAGGGUGGCCAGCUUGUCCUGGUUUUAAAACUGAGAGUCCCAGGUCCCAGGAACUCCCUAAUUUCCAGGCAAGCCAGACAGUUGGUCACCCUAUCUUAUGCUCUGCAUCCUUGAAACAACAUCACUACGUUGUUGUUGACCAUCAUUUUGGAUAGAAGUAGAUUUUUACGAUAUGUUAGCUUCUGUUGGGACACACCAGAGAGUAAGUUCUUCAUGUUAAAGAAAUGAUUGCCUUAUUUGCCUCAGUGAUCCUAGGUAAUGCUAGCUUCCCUCUCAUAGAAAUAAAACAUGAAUUUUAAACUGAUUUAUUUAAAAGGUGAUUACAAGGACUUUUAUUGUUUUUCAUUUGUGUCUGUAUGUUAAAACCAUGGGUGAUAAAUGUGAGACCUUUAGGAGAUAUUUGUGGUGAAUGAGUAGCCAAAUGAGGCAAAUAUAUAUGUGUAUAUAUAUGUGUAAAGCCUCUUACAAGUUGAUUCUGUUUUAAGAGAAACACUUAAGGUUUUUAAAAAAUAUUGGGCUUUGGUUUUAUAAUGAGGUCCUCAGAGAAACUAGGUUUGGAGUAUGUCUCUUUUAAAAAUUACAUCUAGGGACUUCCUAGGUGGCGCAGUGGUUAAGAAUCUGCCUGCCAGUGCAGGGGACACGGGUUUGAGCCCUGCUCUGGGAAGAUUCCACAUGCCACGGAGCAACUAAGCCCGUGAGUCAAAUUAAAAAAAAAAAAACUACAUCUAAAAUCAAAUAUUAUUACAUGGUGUGUUUUUUUUUUUUCUUUCAUGGAAAAAGCUAAUUUUGUAGUUAGGCAAGUUUAUGUUACUACGGAGCUAGUUUUUUGCAAACAAAUAUAGCAUCACAUAUGUUAAUAUGCCUAGGUUAUUUGAAAAAUAUCACAAAUUAUUUGUCUAUAUAAUUGUUGCUAUUAUUAAAUUUUAAACUCGUAAAGAAUCAUUAAAGAAGAAAAGCCAGGGGCUGUGUUGUUAAUCAGUGUUGUUAAUUAGUUUUCAGAAUUGGUUCUGUUAGGACUAGCUUUGUAAGUUUAGGCAAAUAACUUGGUCUUAAUUUGCUUUUGUUCCUUAGGUAUUAGAUAGGAAUAUUAAUACCUAUCCAUCUUCCUCACAGGAUUGACAUGAUGCUGAUAAGGUAAUAGGUGGGAAAGAACAUCAAAAACUUAGAAGUACUAUAAGGUAGAGUUUUAGUAUUAGAAAUAAUAUUUCAUGAACAAUGUAUAUAGAAAAUUCCUUUUAUGAUGAUGGUAUGGCAUUUUCUUAGAGUAAAAGUGGCAAGAAAUGGUAUCUUAAUAGUUUUAAAUAAUUCAGUGAGUAACUGUGAAGAAAAUAUUACUGAACUUUUAUGUUCAAAUUAUCAUGGCUCUACCAAAUAUAUGUAUUUAUAGAUAAUUCUUAUACUUUAUAAACAUUUCAACUAAUAUUUUAGUAUUAAGGAAUUUUAAGUGGCCCAUACUUAGGCAUUACCUUCUUUGGUCAGGGUUGGUGAAUAUUGGAAGACCUAAAAAAGUUCAUUAUCUUUAACAACUACAUUCUUACUGCAUUAUAGCAGAUGUGUUUUGUGGCUUUAAUUUGUUUUGGUUCUUAGGUAUUUUGCAUCCUCUUUUUCAUUUCAAUCUAGAUGUGAAAAGUUUGUGCCAAUUUCAAUUAGAACAAAUUUAUUAUAACUGCUUACAGUUAAAUUCGCUUUAUAAUCCUGUGGUACUGCCAAGAGGCCAGGGUUGUCUAAAGGGGAAUGUGUAGGGUUUUCUGUCAGUUUGUGUUUGAGUUAUGACUCCUCUACUUACUGGGUGGUUAAUUUCUUUGACCUUAAGUUUAUUCACUUGUAAAAUAGUCAUAAUAUUUUCUUCUAAAGGUUGUGAAGAUUAAAUUAAGAUUAAUGUAAAAUGUCUGCCUCAGUGACUAGUAUGUAUUAGAUGUUGAAAUAAAGUUAUUCACCAGCCUACUUCUCCAAACACAUGCUAAGUCUGCUAUUUGUUUCCUCUUUGUCCCAUGAGAUAUCUUGAGGGGGAAGGAGAUAGAAAAUCAGUGUAUUCUUUUGCUUUUCUUGAAACCCUGUAUAUGUCUGAGAUAGUUAUUUCUAGAUUAUGGUUACUUAGAAGUGUGUUGACAUCUUAUAAUAUUGUUCAAGGGUGGGAGUAAAUGAAUAGGAACAUUUUAAGUUAAUUGUUAAUACAAUGAAUACAUUAGCUGUGAAGUCUUUAGCUUCCUGUAGGCUAGGGAUUUUGUCUUUCUCAGUCCACACCACCCAGGAUUAGAGGGGCUGUUAGCAGCGAGUAACAUGAAGAACUGCUCUGUUGUGUAAGAGUCAUAAAGCCUGUGUAAAUCAGAAUUCGACUUGGAGUUGUUUUCAGGGAUUUCCAGCCUCCAGGGUGUGGACCAUUACCGGUGUGCGGCCUGUUAGGAACUGGGCCACAGAGCAGGAGGUGAGCGGUGGGCAAGCAAGCGAAGCUUCGUCUGUCACUCCCUAUCACUCGCAUUACCACUUGAACCAUCCUCCCCCUCCCCUUGGCCACAUCCGUGGAAAAAUUGUCUUCCACGAAACCGGCCCCUGGUGCCAAAAUUGUUGGGGACCUCUGCUUUCCUUGGUGCUACUUUUACAGUUUUGUUGGGGGAGGGGGGUUGUUGUUUUUGGCUGUAAGGCUCUCGUGAUCUCAGUUCCCUAACCAGGGACUGAACCCUGGCCAUGACAGUGAAAGCCCGGAAUCCUAAGCACUAGGCCACCAGGUAACUCCCUUUAGUUGGUUCUACUUAAAAUGUAUAGUUUGCUUUCAUGGGAGGAAAGAAUCUAGUUGCCCUAGGUAGUUAGUCUUUUGAGAACAAUUCUUGCUCAAAAGGGAAUGGGGGGACAGAUGAGAGUGGUUCCUGGUAAAUCACUGAUUUUCUUAAUCUUGUGUUUUGAUGUAGAAAGAAGAAAGGAAAUUAUCAGCUACUGUGUAUGAAGGGUAUUUUGCUUGAUACAAGUAUAUUUUCAUUUAAUCCUCAUUGUGUAGCUGUGAGGUAGCUUGGUAUCCUCAUUUUAGAGAGGAGGAAAUUGGGACUCGGAGAGGUUGGGUAACUUGAGGGGGGUACUGUUUCUGGUCUAUUCAUAUUGUCUUAUAUCUAAAAUAUAAAAAGAAUGUUAGACAUUUACAUCUAAGUGUAAAAUCUAUACAUUUUAAAUAGGACCAACUACCGUUUUUAAGAUAACCCAGGUUUGAACCCAGGUUAAUUUGGUUUCAGAAUUGAUGCUGGGCCUUGGGAAAUACAACAGCAUCCAUCUUGUUGAUCUUGCAGACUGAUGGAAAAAACUGACAUGUCAGCUCAUAUAGUGCUCUGUUAAAGGUUAGAUGAGAUUCCAGAGGAGAGAAUGACAAUGCUGGCGGAGGUUUUCCAGAGGCCUUUGGUGAGUCAGAUUGUGAAGGAUAAGUGAGACUGUGCCUGGCAGAGAAUGGCAAGCUUUUGGGAUUGUAACUGGCACAGCUUGUACAAAGGCACAUGUGGAGAGUGAGAGGGUAUGGCAUUUUGGAGUUAAAACCAGGCUUUCAGUUUAGGAUUUUUCUCUAUAGGGAAUUAAUAGCUAUUUUAAAGCAAAGAGGAAUGGAAAGAAUAAUAAUAGUAAUAAUAGUCUUAAGGACCAUUCUGAAGGAGAUUGUAGAGGAGAUUGGUAUUGCAGAGAACUCUAGGGUGGUUUUUUUUUUUCCUUUUAAAGUCACCCAGGUAAUGAAGACCUCUCUAUCCACAUGUAAUUGCUUAGUCUGAGUAACAUUGAUUAGGUAACAUAAUUAUUCCAUAUUUAAGAAACAUCUUUUAGUUUAUCUCCUGUUAAGAGCCACCUAUUCAGCUUUCAUAUAAAACUUGUAAAUGUCUAGAUAUUUAACUUGAACAUUUCCAAUAAUUAGAUAUAGUGAAAAAGCAACAUUGUUUUGAUGGGUAGGAGUACUGUUCAAAUGAUCUUGAAGUAAAGGUUUACUUUUUGUGUUUUUUUUUUUUUAGCAGUUUUUAUUUGUUUUUUAUUACAUAGCAAUACAUGUUUAUUAUAGAAAAUUUAAAAAACAAAAUAAUGUAAAGGAAACAAAGAUUAUCUCAAGUUAAGAAGCAAAGGUAAACUGUUUAGGGGGUAUAUGCUAUUCCUGCCACUAAACAAUGUUUCAGUAUUCAUUCAAAUUCCAGAGUUCAGUGGCUCUGUUUAAUACUGCUUUAAAUUAAGGAGAAUGGUUUUCCAUCUUUACAUAUUUUACUGACUUACCAUGGCACAAUUGAGAAUUUGGUUAAUUUAUUAUUACAAUACAUUCUGAUUUUCAUUUACUGUCUAAAGUAACUUCUUCAACUGAUUAAAAUUUUAGCCUGUUUGAUUAAAUACUAACAAAGAGUUUAAGUUGCUAUUACUCUUUUCUUACCACCAGUUAGACAUUCUUCAGAAUGCUAAACCAAAAAGGAACCUUAAAAAACUAUGUGGUUCACCUCAUUUUACAAAUUGAGGGUACUUUUCUUCCAUGCUUUUGCUUCCAGUGACUUUUAGUUUAGAUUUUCUUUUGUUAAGCUCUCACUUGAUUGCAGUCCUCUCUUUUUCUGGUCAGACUGUUUUUCCAUCUCUCAGCCAAUGGUACAAAGAAAAAGGAAGCUGAAGAGAGAAGAUAGCAUGUGCCCGAGAAGUAGAAGGAGCCGGUGUAUGUCUGGGUAUAAUCAUAUAACCAGCCUGUAAGGAAGGAAGGAUUUCUGUUAGUGAUGCAAACCUUUCCGUUAGUUCUCAGCCAUAAACCAUUCCUUGAAGGAAGGAGCCUUUUGUACUUACUAGUCUGUAUUGUGACCCUUUAGAAAGUUAGUCAAGCUGCUUACCUGUUUUAUUUUCUAUUGAUGAAGUUAAAUCAAUUCCAUGUGAGUUAGGGGUUUAAACCUUGGGGAAAAUAAUUGUGGACCCAGAGCCCAUCUCCAGUCUUGUAAUGGAAGUUGGAGAAAAUUAGGGACACAUACGAUUUUACAGUGAAUUUUAUUAGAAGACCACUAUUCUUACAAAGAAAAAAAUUGUGAAUUACUAUUUUCCAAAGAAAAAAGUGAGAACUGAUUAUCAUCUGUCUUUUUCCCUUCACUGAACAAACAUUUGAGUUCUUGCUAUGUCCCCAGCAACGUGCUGGGUGUUGAGGAUAUGAUGAUGAGCCAAAACAGACAGGCUCCUGCCCUUGUAGACCAGCUAGUUCAGUGGGGACUUAGGUAUCAACCACAAAAAGGACACCUGUGGUAGGGGCUGUGAGAGAUGUUUCAGGAGGUUAUGAGAACAAAUGCAAAGGAACUGACUUACUUGGCCAAGAGGGUUAAACAGUGACGGUAAUUCCCCCUGAAAUCAAAGUGCUCUUUUAAAGCAAGAAUUGGGAGGGUCCUCAAAAUCAUUUGGUGAAUGGCACAUACAAGAACUUCUUAAGUGAAAUGUUUUUUGUUUUUUUUAAAAUGUAAGUUUGUGGUGGCACAGAAUAUUUGUGCAAGGCACCAAUGUUUAUACAUUGUUGCAAAAGUCAGCUCUUUGAAAAAGGCAAAUAAUGUCUCAAUAUUAUUAUGAAAAUAGUUUUAGGGGCUCCCUAAAAAGGGCUCAGGACCUUUAGGGGUUCACAGUCUUUUCUAGAUUAUUGUAUGCAUGUUAUGUUUGUAGAUGCAAACUUACAAUAUGGCUUUUAUAAAUUUUUAUAUUUAAAAUCCUAAAAAACCUUAAGUCAAGGCUGUUAUUCUGAUCAUUUAUUUAAAAAAUGUUGGUACUGUAUACCAGCACAGUUCUGGGUACUAGGGAUAUAUCCAUGGACAAAAAUGGAUGAAAAUAUCUUCCUUCACGGAGCUCCCAUUGUGUCUUUUGAUUUUUAUAUCUUGCAACAUGAUUUUUCACUGAAUAUGUAGAGUAUACCUCUUCUUUUUUUUUUCUGUCUGAUUGUGUAUGUCUUUUGUCUCCUGUUCUUUUUUUUUAAAUUUUUUUAAUUUAUUAUUUUUUUUGGGGUACACCAAGUUCAAUCAUCUGUUUUUAUACACAUAUCCCCGUAUUCCCUCCCUUCCUUGACUCCCCCCACCUCGAGUCCCCCCCACCCUCCCCACCCCAGUCCUCUAAGGCAUCUUCCAUCCUCGAGUUGGACUCCCUUUGUUAUACAACAACUUCCCACUAUCUAUUUUACAGUUGGUAGUAUAUAUAUGUCUGUGCUACUCUCUCGCUUCGUCUCAGCUUCCCCUUCACCCCCUGCCCCCUCCCAAACCUCGAGUUCUCCAGUCCAUUCUCUGUAUCUGCUUCCUUGUUCUUGUCACUGAGUUCAUCAGUACCAUUUUUAGAUUCCGUAUAUGUGGGUUAGCAUACAAUAUUUGUGUUUCUCUUCCUGUUCUCUUUAUUCUCUUACUUGGCUCUGAUAGAGACUCUUAAUUUUUGUUUGUUUGCUUCAUUAGCAUUUUGUUUCCUUUUCUUAAUGAAUGAAUGGAAUGUUUAUUUUAAAUUCAGCUAACUUUAAGUUGCUUUUACUUAUUAAUUCCUUGUUUGAUCGGUGACCUCAAUUAAAUAUUUCUUGGAGUUAAGCAAAAUAGUGAAACCAACAGGGACAAAUCUUUGUACUAUGUUGAUUGAUCUUUAGACCUAAGAAACAGGUGACCAGUCUAUCACUUUUUUUUAGAAAUUUCUGUAAAGGAAGAACUGUGGAAAGCAACAGCACCCCCCUCUUAUCCUUUGUCAUUCUUGCCUUAGUCCCUUAGUUAUAGCAAUUUACCAGUAUAUACAUAACCUGUGAAUUAUAAGACAGGGUAUUAGAAAUAAUACUCUGGGAAAAGACUAGAAAUUCUUAGACAAGGAGGUAGAUAGUACUGCUAGAUGGUCAGGAAAGUAAAGUUAAAAACAGUGAAAAUGAGUUGUUGUUUUAUAAAUCCUGGAGGGACUAAAACAGUUUAAGAGAAAACUGCAUGUAAGCCUUUCAUUUCUCUCUCUCUCUCUCUCUCACACACACACACUUAAAGUUAGAAAGUGUUUCAGAAACAUUAAAGAUUAAGAUAUAUUUAGUAUAUAUUCUUACCAGGUCAGGGAAUUAUUUAGCAUGCUUUAGAACUGUUUCCAUGUAUUUCCAUACAAAAGUUUUUUGUUUUUCUUUUAAUUAGUUAAUUUUUUUUUUUUUUUUUUUGGUCACAUCAAGCAGCCUGCAGAAUCUCAGUUCCCCGACCGGGAAUUGAACCUGGGCCCCGGCAGUGAGAGUGCCAAGUCCUAACCACUGGACUGCCAGGGAAUUCCCAAUGCAAAGUUUAAUGAAAUAAUUUGUUUUAAAUCUGUUUCUCCCAUUCAUGCCUGAUAAUUGAGAGAUUAGUAUAUUUAAAAAUUCUGUCUCUAAUUGCCAUUCAGUAGGAUAAUAAUCUGCAGUUGAGUAUUCAGUUUUUUAAGAUGCUAUUUAUGAUAGCAAAUAUGAGGUGAACUGUAAGAUGCAGGACUAUAUUGUAUUAUUAAUUGUCCUAUGAAAAUAUCAGCUUCAUAAUCAAGCUUAAAUUGAAGUGGCUACUAGGUAAGUUAAAAUCAUAGCUUCAUUGCUUUAACCAAACAUCUCUAUUUGGUUGGAAUAAUUAACCUUUCCCCACCACUGAGAGUAAAAGAAGACUGUAUAGGGUAUUCCCUGGCAGUCCAAUGGUUAGGACUCCGAGCUUCCACUGCAGGGAGCACAGGUUUGAUCCCUGGUCGGAGAACCAAGAUCCUGCAUGCUGUGUGGCGUGGCCAAAAAAAAAAAAAAGACGACGACUGUACAUUUGGUCUGAUUUUAUUAGAUCUUUGUACUUUUUUUUAAUAAUAGCAUGAAAUAGCUGUAUACAAAUGCACUUUCAACCCUAAACAGUUUCAGGGUUAUUGUUGGUAGUGCAGAAACCACUGCAUUGUAAUCGUUUUUAAAUGGAAAUACAUAAGUUGAUAUUCCAAAGACUGGGUUUCUUUGUGGUCACAGCAAAUGCAUUGUUAAUGGCAGAGAAUACAAGGAAAGCGUGCAUGGAUCUGAGCCUCUGUUCCAUGCUAGAGAAUGCUGUAUGGAGCCAAUAUUCUGAGGAGCACACUGGCUACUGGUGCAGACUUCCUAAGCUGAAGUCACCUCUAAGCAUUUCCGCAGUGUCUCCAGACGACCUGCAUCAGAUUCACUUAAGAUGCAUGUCAAUUUGUGUAAAUUCAUUGGCUUCCUAAGCAUACUUCCUUCUAGGUGGCACCCGGUUGAUUCUUAUGUACAAUACAAUUGUCCAAAUUGUUUCCUUAUAUCUAUAUCUGUAACCCUUGUUCUGGGCAGGAAUGCCUAAUAAUGUUUCCUGUGAUGAUUUAAAACAACUAAGAGGAUAAGGCUCAGCUUUCUUAAACAGUUUUGCAAACCAGUUUUCUUACAGUCAACGAGGGAUUAGAAUAAUCUUUCAAGUUUGAUGUUUAAUAUAGAAUUCUAAAUUCAUUUUUUUAUAUGUCAGCAUUUUAAAACUACUCUAUAUCAUUUUAUAGGUUAAGCCAUACAUGUUUAAAAAUGAGUUUAACAUCUUGUCUAAAAAGUGUGCAUAUCUCUGAUAUCUCAGAAGUUGCUGUUUAGCUGAGUUAUGAAUCCUUUUCAAUAGGAUUACUACUGUAAGUUUAUUAUUGGUCAUCUUGUUAAGAUUUGAAAUACCCCUAGAAGGACCUUAAUUUCAAAGCUCCUUGAUGGUAGUUUAGAUUAGUUGUUGAGAAUUCUGUAAGUGACUAGCCAGUGCUGAACCAGAGUUCCUAGCUGUUGGGUUGUAGAAUAGUGGCAGACUUGCAAGGUAUACAGAGACAGUGAUCUUCUCCCAUUCCUGGGGUCACUGGAGCUGCCGCCUGGCUGUUAGCAGCUUUGUCAUUUUACUUUGAGUGUGCUGUACAAAUAUUUCCUAUAUGUGCCAUGAAGGGGAAAAUCUUAGGAAACGUGGUUUAGCAAAUAUAAACCUCAGUGCCUUUUAAGACAGGAACUCUCUAGAGGCCCCAUGAUAGAAAUUUGCCAUAAGAUUUACUGGUAGUGCUUUAAGUAUUGGCUCUGUUUUGUAAGUUUUAUUAAGAGGAUUGUGGUCUGUGUUAGGAUUUUGAACCUUGAUUCCUUGGCCUUGCAAAGGAAGUGCUAUCUCCCCUCUCUCCUUUUUUAAACAAUAGAGAGCUAUUUGGAAUUUAUUUUUGAUGUUUCUGUAGGGAUUCGUUAAUCCUAGGGAUGCUGAAUCAAAGUAAAAGUCUAUGGAGUUUGUUGCUUAUAGGGAAAAUAACCACUGGAUAAAUAAAUGAUUUACAUUAUUUUCUUUUGCCUAUUCGGUAUAAUAUAUUCCUCAGGAUUUAAAGGACAGAGAACUUUGUUCUUUCUUCUCACUUGUCCCCCACACCCCCAGUCUUCAAAAUGGAUUUAUAGCAGACCAAAAGGUUGAGUUGUUUGUGCGUUUGUUUUCCAAAUAAAAUUUCAAGCCAUAGAGAAAUUCUCAACUGAUAGGCCAAGGUGACUGAUAAAACUGUAGAAGGCAUGGUUGAUAAAAGCUGGAGUGAGGAUUGGAUGAAAUAUUUGUUUAACUAUAUCUGAAAUGAGGAUGGAAUAGAGAGAUGAAAUGACCUAUCAUUUCACAAGGAGAUGAACUUGUCUGUGUUAAUGGGACAGAGACAAGCUUAGUUGGAUGAAUUUCCAUUUUAGCCAUUGUCUUUUCUUGUAAAACAGAGAUAAAGAGUUAAUGCAAAAUUACCAGUUUUGCUCCAUGGUAUUUCUGAUGAAUUGUGAGGUUGAAAAAUAAUAGCAGGAGAGAGAUGUAUUUCUUCUUUAGGAACUAGUUAACUUUAGCUUAUUCUGGAGUCCAAUCAACUUAUAGCUAUUUAGCAUUAGAAAUAGCUCUCCUUGAAUUUAUUGAAAAAAAUUACUUUUGUGAAAGGCCUGCUUGAUUGAGUGAAGCUUCACUAGAUUUUAAGGUCAUUUUAUCAUACCAAAGCUUAGGAUGCCUUUAUUUAAAGGUAAGAAAAUGGAGACAUGGGUUACAGUGGUUCAACCAAAUUUUCAGUUAAUGAAGUGGAAGAAAAAUGCAAAUUCUAACAAUUCUCAGUUUUAGACAUUCUACACUAAGUCCUAAUGUUAAGCCCUGGCAGUGUAUAUGGCUGACAGAGUGAGUGCUAUGCCAUGAUCCAAUAAGGUAUGAAAGAACAUUGAAUGAAUAACUUUUGUCUUCUUUGUGUCCCAUGUAGCAGCUAGCAGAGUUCUGUGCUAAUAAGUUGCCUAAUAAUUAUUGAAUGAAUACUGUUAUAAUCAAAUAAUUAUUUGUGAAACAAACAAAAACAAAAUAAAUAACCAAACCAAACCAACAUGCAGAUACAGAGAAGAGAGUAGUGGUUAUCAGAGGGGAAGGGGCAGGAGGGAGGGCUAAAUGGAUAAGGGAGAUCAACUGUAUGGAUGGAAAAUAAAUUUUUGGUGGUGAAAACAAAAACAAAACAAUUAUUUAUGGCAUUUUAAGGAAGUUUUCAGAGAUAUUUGUGAUUUAUUUUAUAUAUUAAAAUAUAUAUUAGCAUAAUAUACGCAUUCAUCAGUUGGGAAUGGGGAGGUAUGUGGAAGAGAGAGGAACUACAUUCCAUUUGUUUUAUAGGCAGCUAAUAUGGGCCAUUGAUGGUUUUAUUUUUAAAUGAAACUAAACAGCCCUUAGCAUUUUGAGUUCACAUGUCAAAUGCUUCUGGCACAAGAUUAGGAAUUUCACAUAAGUAACUUAUAUCUGUCUUGUACAUUGGAGAAUAUGAUUAUAUACUUGCUUUUUUUGUCCAAGGUACUAUUUUUGUAUUUAUAUUGCUUUCUGCAGGUAUACUUUUGUUAACAAAGUCUAUUAGAAAUGUCUAUUAAGUUUUUAAAAUAUCAAUAUAUUUUAUUUUUCCACAACCUUCCAAGGCUUCCAUCUUGGUAUCAGUGUUUAGUUCUGGAUUCCAUCUACCAGCAAAAACAGCAUUUGGGUUUGGAUGAACCAUGGCGUUUGGCUUGCACUUGGUUCUACUGACCUCCCUAGGUCAGGAAACCUAGAACAACCCCAAAACUGACCCAGUCUGAAGCAGGCCAUAUAAUUAACUAAAAUUAAGUUUGUUGCUGAGUAUUGGCAAGAAUGGUGGGUAGGGGGCUGUGGGAUGGAGUAGGCAGGGUGAUCGCUUGUGGGGAGUAUGGGGGGUUAAUUUUUAAACUAUUAUUUAUUUCAGUCCCUGUCAGUUUUAGCCAAGAUCUAAUGAAGAAUUUUGUUGCACUAUAUUUCUUAACAUAAUCACCGUUAGAAAAGGUGUAUAAAUAAUUUCUUGCCCAUAUGCUCUUUUUUACAUUUUUUUAAAGAAAAAGAUAACUAAAAAAAUCUCAGUUAUAUGAUUCCUUGGGUUUCCUAUGGUUUUGUUUGUUUGUUUGUUUUUCCUUGAAUUACUAAAAUAUGCUGCAUAGGACUAACUUGUUUUUCUUUUUCAUUUCCAUACAGGAAGGAGAAAUAUUGUUCAUGUACCAUUUUUAACUAAUCUUUUGACUGAGGAUUAUUGUGCAACAUUUUACUGUUUGCUAGAUUCCUCAUUUUAAAUGCCUGUAAUCUUUUAUAGGAAUUUCAACUUUUGUACUUUGGUAAUAACAAAUUUAGGUAAGUAAAAAAUGAGGAUAUCGUACAGUUUGGAAGAUCUAAGUUUGGUUCAGAAGUUAAUAUUUAAUAAUCAGUAAGCCUUUUGAUAAAACUAAAGAUAAUAAUGAUCUGUAAGUUAGUAUUUCUGAUGUUCUUUAGUAGUUGCUGCUGGAGUCAGAAAUUAGGAACAAGUCUAAUGGCCUUUGUAAAACCUUCUUUGUCAUUUCACAGAGCAGUGACCUAUAGGAGCGAGGGCUCUGCUGAAGUCUCCCUUCAACAAGAAGCCUAGCACAACAUUGUAGUCAAUGAGAGAUCAUGGUACAGAGAAAGAAACUUAAUAGAAUUAUAUAUUAAUUACUGUAAUCUUGUUUAAGAUACUCUGAGUAAAAAUCUAUACUUAAGCUUUCAGCAACAGCCUUAUCACUUCCUUUGAGUUUUUUGUAGAACUUAUAAAAUUCAUAAUUGCCUAAAUAAUAUUCUCAGAGUUAGCAGCUAAAAAGUCUACCAUGAGCUCUCUUUUUAACCUCACAUACAGUGCUAGGGUAUCAUGGACAUUGGGUAAUAAAAGGCUUGUAACUUUUCAGUUAGAAAUGUGUUUUACAUCACAUGUUUUCUAUUACAUAGGUGUGUGUGCGUGUGAAAUAACUUUCACAAUAAAGUGAUGCACUCUUGAUUUCUAAUCUGCUCGUGGUCCUUUUUUAUUAAAAAAUUUUAAAAGAUCGUGACCAACAAAUCAGUUUCAAGACCCACAGAUGCAUCUAUAGCUUUUUCCUUUUAAGUAAUUCUCCUCACAAA